AUGACAGCGAACGAACGCGAAGUCAGCGUUGACGAGAAGGCGAUCUCCGUCGUUGAACAGCCGGUCUCGAAUGGCUCGGUACUCGACAGUGACAGCGACCUGCUUUCAGCAGAAGCAAGGCCAGCUGCGGAACGAAGACUGGUUCGCCAGCUAGAUCUUAGGCUCCUGCCGACUAUCAUCAUCAUCUUUAUCAUGAAUUACAUCGACCGAAGUGCGGUUUCCUCGGCGCGCCUACAAGGACUCACCCAAGAUCUACAUCUGACACAGAUUCAAUACUCAACCGUACUGGCGGUUCUGUGCGCAUCAUAUGUACCUGCGCAGAUACCCUCGAACAUGAUCCUGAACCGCAUCUCUCGCCCUUCGUACUAUAUUCCCGCAUGCGUAAUAGUCUGGGGAUUGGCCAGUGCGUUGACUGGGAUCACUCGCAAUUAUGCCGGGAUCGUCUUGUGUCGCAUUGCUAUCGGGUUCCCUGAGGCUGCCUUCUACCCUGGCGCUAUGUAUCUCUUGUCCCGCUGGUAUACGCGCAAAGAACUCGCAUUCCGCUCGGCCGUCAUAUACGGCGGUCUCCUCAUCUCCAACGCCUUCGGAAACCUCAUGGCUGCCGGAAUCCUCUCGGGCAUGCAAGGGAAGCGAGGGAUAGCUGCAUGGCGAUGGUUUGGUUCGAUCUCGAUCAGUUUCGGAAUACUAGCGAUCUUCAUCCUCCCGGACUACCCCCACAACACCCGCUGGCUGACGCCUGCCGAACUGAGGCUUGCACAAGUCCGUCUUGCAGAAGAUACCGGUGAGGCCGACGAGGAUGGCGCGGAUGAGACUGCAUGGACAGGCCUUGUGCAGGCGCUCAAGGAUCCCAAAGUGGCUAUCUUUUCUAUCAUGAACUGUUCGCAACUGCUCGGGCUCGGCUUCAUCAACUUCUUCCCGACCAUCUCGGCCACUCUUGGUUUCUCGACGACGGUCUCUUUGUUGCUCUGCGCGCCACCGUGGAUCUAUGCGACCAUUGUCUGUGCGAUCAAUGCCUGGAGUGCUGAUAGAACAGGAGAGAGAUUCUUUCAUCACUGCUGGCCUUGGUGGGGCGUCCUGGUGGGAUACAUCAUAGGCGCCUCCACGACUUCCGUCGGGGCCCGUUACUUCGGCAUGUUCCUCAUGGCAGCUGGCUUUGCGCUCACCGCGGUCUGGGUGGCCAACGCCAUACCGCGCCCUCCUGCGAAGCGCUCGGCGGCGAUCGGCAUCGUGAAUGGCAUCGGUAAUAUGGGGAACCUCAUAAGCUCGUACACGUGGCAAUCGCAAUGGGGCCCCGACUACCAUCCUUCGAUGUAUAUCGGGAUCGCGUGUCUGUCGUUCAGCACUAUCCUUUCGUUCGUUAUACGCCGUAUGUUGAUCCACGAGAACAAGCAACUCGAACGGGACGAGCUCGAGGACCUGAAGGGCGCCAGACGCGAGCGGAUCGAGGAAGCGGCAAGGCUGGAAGGCCUUACGUUCGAGCAAGCGCUUGAACGAAAGCGAGGAUUCAGGUACCUGUAUUGA
Messenger RNA from Rhodofomes roseus, 1521 nucleotides. RefSeq names its product MFS general substrate transporter. The record is from RefSeq and is a predicted model, not a curated record. Gene Ontology annotation, molecular function: transmembrane transporter activity. Bases 1 to 1521 code for a protein of 506 amino acids. Gene Ontology annotation, biological process: transmembrane transport. NCBI's taxonomy places the organism in Eukaryota, Fungi, Basidiomycota, Agaricomycetes, Polyporales, Fomitopsidaceae. The transcript has 18 exons. Gene Ontology annotation, cellular component: membrane.